AUGUCUGGCCGACAGCCCGAAUGUCCAUACUGCGCCGGAGCGACCGCUGCGAGACAGGAGAGGGGCAAAAGAGCAUUGGGUGUCGGUAAACUGAGGCCAGACAUUGUCCUCUACGGCGAAGAGCACCCAAACGCCCAUCUUAUUUCUCCCAUAGUCACCCACGAUCUCGGACUCUCGCCUGACCUACUCCUUAUUCUCGGCACCUCUCUCAAAGUUCACGGCCUCAAGGUUCUCGUUAGGGAGUUUGCCAAGACUAUCCACAGCAGGGGCGGCAAAGUGGUCUUUGUCAACUACACCAAGCCUCCAGAGAGUUCAUGGGGAGACAUUAUUGACUACUGGAUCCAGUGGGACUGCGACGCGUGGGUAUCUAAUCUAAAGGAGAGAAUCCCUCUGCUUUGGCUACCACCGGGCACCAAGUUGCCCAAGAAGAAAAAGGAAAGCAGUGACAAAUCAAAGAAACGACAGGGCAUCGUAGAGGAAGGGUUAAAACCAAAACCAGAGUCAUCAAAGUCAUGCGAGAACGCCCCAGCGACAUCGCAGCCGGAAGUGGCUGUCAAGUCUGAGAAGUCUUCCAGUACCGUAUCGCCCGAGGCGACAAUACGAACUCCGCUGCCGCAGAUGAUGCCCAGCUCAGACACGGCAGCCGAGCCAGUCAAGACUGAAGCUGUCCGCAAGAAGUCAACGAAGCACAGGGGCGAGGUCACCAAGGUUACCGCCCCCAAGGCUGCACCUCGUCGACCGAUGGCCGUUCGUGAUGACACGACCAAUGCUGUGUAUGUCAUGUUAAAGGUCAUGGCCGAGCUUCGACGCAUCACUGGCAAUAUUUCGAUGCCAUCCUCUGCUGUGAGCCUCCGGGUCGAGAAGCCGAAACCCAGACGCACCAGGAAAUCUGCACCGGCUGUUCUACCACAGCCGUCGGAGCCCAACACUCCACACGUUGGCACAACCUUCAAGUUGAGACCAAGCAUGCCUCUAGUAAAGCAAGAGGCUCAACAGCCCGGACCGGUCCGUGACGCGAGCGAUGUCGUGGGAGACAUUACCAUGUCGGGCACUGAAGAGAACUCCAUACUCGCGGCCGUCAAGCUGAACCCUCGGACCCGGAAACGGAAGACGAUUGACGGCGAGGAAGUGUUUGUGCCCGGCAUGCCUCGGCCGACUCCUGCCGCCAAGGCUCUUCCCCGACCGACCCCGCAGAAGGGGAGAACGCCGUCGGCCAAGAACAGGGCAGUUGCGUCGCCCGUUUCGCCAAAGAUCCUCUCCGACAUUCGCCGAGCAUCACUGGAUUCGCUUACGCUGCCACCUCUCAGAACGAACGAGAAACCUGCUACGACGCCCAUGAAGCUGCAGCCCCUGGAGCCCUUUCAUUCUCCCGCAGGUCCUCUUUCAGUCAUGUCGCCCAACGCGCGGACCCGGCCUGACCCGAGGAUGGUCAACCCGUUCUUCAUGUCGGAUCCCCUCGUGUAUCAACUAACGCAGGCGCCUGGCUCGACGCCGCUUCAGGACCUUGGAUAUACGUCGCCGACGAGUAAGAAGCAGUCCCCAAGAGAGGCAGACGCGGCUAUGGCGCUGCAGGGCUUAAAUAAGGGAUAG
Colletotrichum spaethianum is the source of this 1590-nucleotide messenger RNA. Its product is annotated as NAD-dependent histone deacetylase HST3. The record is from RefSeq and is a predicted model, not a curated record. NCBI's taxonomy places the organism in Eukaryota, Fungi, Ascomycota, Sordariomycetes, Glomerellales, Glomerellaceae. The coding region runs from base 1 to 1590 and encodes 529 amino acids. The transcript has a single exon.